ACCUCUUACCUUCGCGAGCAUCGUGGCGCAUUGGACCCAAGCUACGUCACCGUGUGGGGAGGCGAGGCGUCGGAGUUUCGCCCGGUUGUCAUUCCCCGAGGAAAAGAAAAAGAAGGUGUGAGUGAAAUCUACCUGGCCUCGGACACCUGGUGCUCGUCACAUACAUGUCGGUUGUCGAGUGUCAUUCCCCCAAAGACUGUCAACGCUGGCUUCACUUAGAAGUAGGACGGAGAAGGCUUUACAGGAUGCCAAGAAGAUCCUGACUCGCAGCAGCACCAGGAUGAGCGUGACGUCAUGGUUUCUGGUCAGCAGCUCAGGCAUGCGCCACCGGUUGCCACGGGAGAUGAUCUUUGUGGGUCGGGAUGAUUGCGAACUCAUGCUACAGUCUCGAAGUGUCGACAAACAGCAUGCUGUGAUUAACUACGACACAAACACAGAUGAGCACAUGGUGAAGGACCUGGGCAGCUUAAACGGGACAUUUGUGAAUGACCUCAGAAUUCCGGACCAGACCUACAUCACCCUCAAGCUUUCCGAUGUAAUUCGCUUUGGUUAUGAUGCUCAUGUAUAUAUCCUGGAGAAGAUUCAACACAAAGUCCCAGAGGAAGCUCUCAAACAUGAAAAGUACACUAGCCAGUUGCAGCUUGGCCUAAAAGCCUUGGAGGCCAGUGUGAAGGACAAGCAGCAGGUCCAUAGCACAGAUAAAAGAAAAGAGGCCUUUUCUAAUGCUAAGCUACCUCUGAAGAGCGAGCGCCGAGCCCUCUCACUCACAGGUCCUACAGAUGCACCAAUAUCCAAGCCAACUCCUCUUUAUGGCCGGCCGUCCUGGUGGGGGGAGGAUGAAGACCCGGCCACUAAAAUCCACAACCGAACUGGAAAGUCCACUGAACAUCAGUCGCCAGAAAAAGGUAAAAAUGUGUCCAGACAUGAGCUCAGUGGUUCUCUGUCUGAAAAUCAAGGCAAGUCCAUAUUUUCCUACCGCCGAGAGCCCAGCUACUUUGAGAUACCCACAAAAGAGCUCCAGCAACGUCCUCAUAAGAAAGUAGAGUUGGAAGUUCAGGAAGUUCCGACAAAGGACACUCAAGAUCUCUCUCAACACUUCCCAUUUACCCCUACACCACCUGUGGUCCAAAGCCAUGCCUCCUUCACUAUCGAAUUUGAUGAAUGCACCCCAGGCAAAAUGAAGAUCAAAGACCAUGUGACCAAGUUUUCAUUCCGUCAGCAGCGUAAGCCACCUCCCACAGAGGCUGUGACCACGCCCACUGAGGUUUUAUCGGCAGAAAGUAAGGUGGCUGACUGGCUCGUUCAAAGUACUGCUAACAUGAAGAGGACAAAAUCACAGGGUGAAAGCUUCUUAAGCAGUGACCAGCUACUUGUAAAGAAUAGCGAGGUAAACCAUGGAAAUGGUUCUGACAGCGGUUCAGAGGAUCCUGCAUUCAAUAAAAAGGGUUGUCUCCAAUCAAGCCAGAGAACCUCCCCCCCACAGCGCUUCACAGACUCAGAACUGCUGUUGUCUUACUCUCCUCCAGACUCUCAGUCUGGUACUAGCAAGACGGAUCCUCACCAAGCCUUUGUCAUAGAAUUCAUCAAUGAAAAUUUUGAUGAAAACCCCAGACUGAAGCGUUCCCAGACUGCACCACCCGAGCCUCUAAAUUUCAGGGUCCAGCUUGAUAAGGCCAAGAAAAGCCCAAGCCCUAAUGGUGAGGGUCAAGUCCAGCCUCCAGCCUCUAACACGCCCCCAACACAGCGGUACACCAUACCCCUCAAAGAUCCUGCUUCCACAGGCUCUCAGAGAGCUGGCUCUCUACGAAGGGAAAAGACAGAGGAACGAAUUAGCAUCAGCUCCUCAUCACAGUCAUCGUCCACAAUUUCUGUAAGGCCUUUUAGUAGUGUGGGCCGCAGAUCCAAACUUGCAAAGGAAUUUACUGCUGAAUGGCUCAAACAGACAAAACAUAUGUCUUCUUCCAGUGGUGAGAAAAAGGCAGCUAGUCCUCCAACAAAACCUGAACCUGAGACAUUGGUAGUCUCACACGCUGAUGAGACCCUCACAAGCCCUCCUACUGUGAAUUCUUCCCAUUUGCCAAAUACAUCCUCUCCCAUCCACCAUCCCGUUCCUCUCAAGGCACCUAAAAUGCCUUUGGUUUCUCCAAGUGUAGAGGUCAAGGUCCAGCAUGGCCACCUUAAAAAUGAAGAGGACGAAACUUUAAGUGAUGCUGGAACCUACACUAUAGAAGCGGAUCUCCAAGAUAAAGAGCUUGAAGAGGCACGGAACAAGAUUGACCAGGUUUUUGGCGUUGUUGAGAACCCUGAGAGAACCAACCAGAUUGAAGCACAAACAUCAACAACAUUUAGGCCUGUUAAUAAUGAGGGCAGGGAGCAGCAUAGAGAGAGUAGCAGUGGGGAGGUGAGGCCAGCUCCACAUCAUGGAGCAAGUGGGGUGAAGGUCCAGCCAGCAGUGUUGCAGGGAGCUCCAAAAUGGAUGUCUUGCUGGGCCAGUUUAGCGGACAGCUUUGUGGAAUCUGGCCCUUCGUCUGGCCUGUUUAAUAUUUCGUCCCAGAUAAAUAUGCCAGGAGGAGCACGGGGCACAAUCAUCCACAAGACUACACUCAGCCAAAAUUAUGACAGCCUCGACUCUGAAUGCCCACAAUCCCUUCUUGGGGAGAAGACUGACGUUCCAGCUCCCAGAAUUCAUAUUCACUAUGACCCACAUGCAACAUUUGAGGUGGAGGAAAGUAGCUUGGUGGCUGCAAACUCUCCGGAUGGCAUUCAUAGGUUGUCUGUGCAAGAUGAUGUGGAGCCUGAUAGCCUUAGUGAUGCCAGUAAGUCUGAUGAUGGCUCCAUUGUAGAGCAGAGGAGAAGGCCACUAACGGAGACGGGGGAAAAAAAAAAUAAAGAUGAAGAGUCAAAAUCAUUCUACAUAGGAUCAGAAGAAGAUACACCACAAUACCCUAAAAACAAGGAAGGGAAAAGACGUUCCCCUAAAACCUUCUCAACAGCUACUUUAACCAAACACAGAGGUAGCCAAGAGUCUGAUAAAGUCAAGCCAAGCAUGUCUGCUCCUAUCCUGGCCCAAGCCACACAGAACCCUGAGUCCAAGGACAGCUCACUAUCUUCCCUAGUCAGACAAGAGAGCUUCACCAAGGAGCACCCUAGUACUGCUAGACUCCCCAACAUCUCUUCUAAAAGCAACCUAGAGCACAAUUCCUUCCAGUCAGCAUACAGUCAGGACACCCAUUCUUACCUCAAAGAAACUGAGAAUGUCCUGGCUGUGCUAGAGGCCAAACUCCAAGCAGGCCAAUCAGAAAACGCACCUUCUCCCAUUCCAGAUUCCCUCUCUGGGGAAUCCGAUGUGGAUUCCUCCAGCACACUCAGCAUGAAGAGCAGUAAGACCAGGUCACACUCUAAAAUAACUCCACUGAGUAGUCUCCACAGGGAGACCUCCUCAACCAGCAUAUCUAGUCACUGCUCAAACCACCCGUCUUCUGUUUUGAACCAGCAACAAGGAAAGAAUGAACCCCUUAGAAAACCAGUUGGACUUAGACGUAGUGUUGGCAAAUGUGGCUCCAUGGACCUAAAUGACGACCCUCAAAAUUUUAAUGUUCGGUGCUCCGAUCAGGAGUUAAACUCUAUACAGACUAGUAGAAAAUACACGGUGCCUCUUCAGAGGGAAGACGCUAAGAGUUCUAGAGUAACACAAGCUUUGACUCGUGUCAACAGUUUGUCAGCACCAAGACCUACUCGGGCGUCCAUGCUCCGACGAGCGCGCCUUGGCGAAGCCUCCGACAAUGAAAGCACUGAGACAGACAGGCUGUCUCAGGAGGCAGCUAAUGUACCUACAAAGCAGCCACAGGAAACCAAAAAACUGUCUAGAUGGGAUAUGCUGGCGAUGCCUCGACGGCGGGCAAGCUCCUUCCAUACACCCAGUGACACAGAGAGCUCCUCCGCCCCUCAGUGGAUGGGAAGGAACUCUGCGUUCCCAAACCGCUACACAGAGUCUGGAAGCGGCUCCAGUUACAAGACCUCAGCUUUGGGGCCAAAACCUGGCGAAAGGCCUCAGAAACCCCCUCUCACCAAGACACCUAUCACCCGUGUCCGCUCCAGCAGUGCCAAAUAUGCCAGCAGCACAGCAAGCUCUCGGAGACGACAGAAGGGUUCUGGCUAUGCAUCCACCUCAGAUGAGGAGUACGACUCCAGUCAAAGCACACCAAAACACAAACGCUCCCAACCUUCCUCAGCCUCCCACAGCCCACACCGUCAACCUCGAGCUCACCCAGUGGUCCUAGUGCGCCCGAAGCCCCGCGACAAAGAUUCUGAAGAGGAGAUCCAGGAGGCAGAGGCCUUCCAGGAUUGGUCCACACACAGUGCUGAGAUUGCACGUUUGAGUCAAGACCUGGCCAAAGAUCUUGCUAUCUUGGCUAGAGAGAUUCAUGAUGUGGCAGGAGAAAGCGACCAGAAGAGCUCAAACGUGGAGAGUAGCAUGCCUGUUUCUGCAAUGACCGCUCACGAAAAGCUGGUUCACCAUAUACCAGAGACCGGAUUAAACUAUGAAAGAGACCCUCCUUAUUCUUCACCAGCAGCGGACCCUUAUCUGAACUUGCGUGAUCCUGAGCCAAACCCCAUGGACCAACCGAACAACAGACAGGAGGUCACCGUAGAUGACCCCAUGCUCAAUCCAGUGUCUCAGGUCAUCAUGGCCAUCAGAGAGAACACGGAGCAACUUUCCGAGAAGAUCAAAGUAAUGUUUCAGGACAAAAUGGAUAUUUGGGAACAAAUCGAGGCUGAAGUUACUUCGGAUAGCGAUGGUCUUGUCGUGAAGACAUCCAACAAGGACAUCACUUCUAUUUUGAAAGAACUCAAGAGAGUCCAAAGACAACUUGAGGUCAUUAAUACAGUCAUGGAGCCGAGUUGCCAGGUGGAUAGUGGACGGUCCUCUAUGUCUGAAGUCCCAUUGUCCUUGGGGAAUCGCUCUUCUAGACCUGCAGCCUCACGAGACUGGAGAACAGUCCACUCCAUUUCGAAGCGAGGCGGCGGUCGGAGACCAGGCGAGAGCGUGCGGAGAGCCGCCGUGACGCCAGAAGACCUUAGAGAGGGACGCUUGGUUUGACAUCAUCAAACACAGGUGUCAGACUUUUUAAUUUUGCAAGAAGUGAAAAUAGAGUAUAGGGGAAGUGGAAGUUGAUACAGACUUGGAAUCUCCCUCACAGCCAGUCAAACACACUACUAAACUUGCCAGUGAAUCUGUCCUCAACGCUAUUUAUGUGGGUUGAGUGAAUGCGUGCGUAUGUGCAUGCGACAUCCACCCAUUCAUUUGCCAAUGAAUUGCCAACUGCUGAUUUAGAGACAGAUGAAGAUUAAUUUGUUGCGUUAAAAAAAGCAUCCUGAGAGGGUUGAAAUCAGGGAUCCCAAUAAUUUUUUAUCACAGAGUGUCUACUAUUUAUAAGGGCUCUUUUGUGGGAAACUCAUUUAAUGUAUGUAAUGUCGUGGGGGAGACAUUUAUUUGUCUCAAUAAGUUUGUCAUUUUUAUCCAUCUGAAUUAAAGUGAGCUCACUAAAUAUUUGCACAAGUGAUAUAGAAGCAUGCAGUAUGCUUUAUUUUGUAGGAUAAUAUGAGGCUUCUACCACAUCAUCUUCUACUAAGACGUCCCCUUAAUCACAUGGUCACUUCCAGCAGGUCUCAAUGUGGUGUCCUUUUAUUUUAUAUUUUCGUAAGGACAACUUUUGAGUCUUUGAUCGUUUAUUACCAGUUACCUCUAAAUUUCUUGGGGAUUUUUUGCACUAUACAUUAUCCCCUUGUCUCUACAUGCUGCAAUUAAGAAAAGCUUUUUUUUCCUGUGUGAAAGCAGGAUGAAGGUGCUUUACCAUGAUGCACCAACUCUAUGUUGGUUCUCUUCCCAGUCCAGGUUGUGCGUGAUUGUAAGGUUGAUGCAAGUGCCAUGGGAGCUGUGUUAGGACGCUUCUUGCAGCCAAGUUUGAGUGGAUGUAUGAUGUGUUGCUGCUAAUCAUCUUUGAUGCUUGGGUUUAGUCCCAACAAGGACCUUACAUACAUACAAAGCUACACCAUUAUGUGUCAAUUUGUGUUGUUUUUCUUUCUAUAAGCUAUUGAAAUUUGUGCUUCUUUAAUAAAGAAUCACAUGUACCAGUAGUUGUCUUAUUGGUGUUGUAAUAUGUUUGUUUCAAAUGAUUAUAUGGGUAUUUUUCAAAUAAAUGAAACUAGCAAAUA
Molecule: messenger RNA, 6216 nt
Organism: Nerophis ophidion (straightnose pipefish)
Lineage: Eukaryota; Metazoa; Chordata; Actinopteri; Syngnathiformes; Syngnathidae
Gene: cep170ba
Product: centrosomal protein 170Ba
Exons: 19
Coding region: 281-5101 (1606 amino acids)
Molecular function (GO): protein binding
Source: RefSeq, a predicted model, not a curated record